Molecule: messenger RNA, 1662 nt
Organism: Dacryopinax primogenitus
Lineage: Eukaryota; Fungi; Basidiomycota; Dacrymycetes; Dacrymycetales; Dacrymycetaceae
Product: alpha/beta-hydrolase
Exons: 10
Coding region: 1-1662 (553 amino acids)
Molecular function (GO): carboxylic ester hydrolase activity
Source: RefSeq, a predicted model, not a curated record
AUGGCCAUCACGACUCUUCUGUACAUUGCGGCGCUCGCUGCUGCUGCACUCGCUUGGACGACGCCGCCCACUGCCACGGUGAUCAAUGGCACCUAUCAGGGCAUCAACGCCGACGAAUUCGGCCAACAGUUUUUCUUGGGGAUGCCCUUCGCACAGCAGCCUGUUGGUGAUCUAAGGCUACGCGCUCCUCUGUCCCUGAAUGAAUCUUGGACGGGUACACGUUCGGCAUCGAAUUACUCCGCUAUCUGUCCCGGAUUCCCCAUCGCGUCAGGGGCGGACGACGACAAAGGAUACGAGUUGAGCGAGGCCUGCCUGACCGCUAACAUCAUCCGCCCCAAUACCGUCUCAGCAAGUUCAAGCGGAGGAGGAUUCUCCAUGGGAGGUAGUGCCGAUCACCGCUAUAAUGGAAGCUGGAUUGUCCAACGCUCUAUGGAAAUGGGCAGCCCAAUCAUAUUCGCUUCUUUCAACUACCGAGUUCAUGCCUUUGGCUUCCUCGGUGGUGCGGAAGUUCACGCUGCUGGCCUGGAGAAUCUCGGCUUGUUUGACCAGCGCCUCGCUCUGCAAUGGAUCCAGGAGAAUGUUGCGACAUUCGGCGGCGAUCCAACCAAAGUCACUGUCAUGGGAGAAAGCGCGGGAGCGAUGAGCAUUGCCAAUCACCUCACGGCCUAUGGUGGGAGGAACGACGGUCUAUUCAGAGGGGCGAUCAUGGAAUCCGGCUCUCCCACUACCGAGAAUUAUGCCCGCAUCCAGCAGCUCGAGCCCUUUUACCAGAGCGUCCUCGUGAAGGCAAGAUGCGCAAAUGCCACAGACACAUUGAACUGCCUGCGUGGUGUUUUAUACGACACCUACCGUGCGGCGACGAAUGGAACGAAUUGGCAGCCAGUCAUCGAUGCUAACGGUUCUCACCAAUGGCAACCUAUUAUUGACGGCGAUUUCCUCCCCGAAUACCCCACUGAGAUGCUACAGCAAGGGGAAUACGUCAAGGUCCCGUUGCUGAUGGGAAGCAAUACCGACGAGGGUACAUCCUUUGCUGUGUAUGGUAUUGAAAAUACGGAACAACUUGCGGCAGCGAUGAGUACGAAUUAUCCCCGACUCUCCAACGCAUCAAUUGAGCGUGUAAUCGAUCUCUAUCCCAACGAUCCGGCCAUCGGUUGCCCGUACGGCUCUGGCGAUGGACUGCUUCCCUCAGGAUAUCUUGACAAGCAAUCGGCAGCCAUCUUUGGCGACAUGCUGAUGGUGUCUGGCAUGUAUGGCGUUUGUGGGGCUAAUCGGGAACUAUCUGACACCCAACCUGUAUGGAAGUACCGAUUCAAUCAAGUUCCGAUCAAUUACACGAUGACACCCAGUUCAGUGAUGCACUACGUCGAGGUCGCGUACGUCUACUCGAAUCAGCUCGCGGUAGAUGUGAACCCUCUAGGCACGAGGCCGAACGACCUCUCCCUCGCAAAUCUCAUGACGAGCAUGUGGAUUAGCUUUGUCAACAACCUGGAUCCGAACUACAGCCAAGUGGAAGGCGCGCCUUUCUGGCCCUCGUAUUCCAGCUCUCCCAAGAACCUGGUGUUCCAGAACAACUGGCUGGGGUCGAGCUACGUCGAAUUCGACAAUUGGCGCCAGGAGGGGAUCGCUUUCAUCAACUCGCUCGGAGCGGACAUGCAGCACUAA